CUGGAGAAGUCAUCAGUAGAAAUGCUCCACUGCCUCUGUGUUUGCACUUAAUGCGGGAUUGGAUGGUUUGAUACAAGUUGUAGCCACGGCGCCUCCAAGUGGGGAUGUUGGGGACUGUCGUGCACGGCGCGCGUGCAGGAGGAGGGAUCUGAGCCUUUUGCUUGGGCUGGACCGGGACGGCAGGGCGAACGGACGGCUCUUCUACGGGAACUAAGCGUACAUCCAGCGGUUUAAUUCCCGUUUACUUUGCCCCGUUCCCCUCUUUGUUUUUGUUUUGUUUUUUUAUUUUGGCUUUUUCCCUACUUGAAAUGCGGAGGUAGUCUACCGAAGACCAGUUGCGCACCAAGGACAAAACUUGUUGGAAAGAUUUUGGGAGAAGAUGAUGGGCUUAGAGGUUAUCGCCCUCUGUCUGCUCUUUGGAGCUUUGACACACGGUCAGGCUCCAGAGUGCACCAAAAGAAAUGAAUGUCCCAUUGAUGUGUACUUUACGAUUGACACAUCCGAGACCAUCGCUCUACAGGAGCCACCCCCUGGAUCACUGGUGGAGAGUAUCAAGUCAUUCACAAGGCUUUUUGCAGAGCGUCUGGAAGACCUUGAGUUCAGAGGAGCAGUGAAAAUCAGCUGGCGCCUCGGAGGACUUCACUUCUCACAGAGACAGGAAGUGUUCAGCGACAUGGCCUCUAAGAGCGAGUUCAUUAGUAGGGUCUUAAAUAUCCGUUACCUGGGGAAGGGCACCUACACCGACUGCGCCCUCACCAACAUGACCCAGCAGAUGGUGCGCUCAUCCUCCACAAACUCCAAAGCUCUGCGCUUUGCUGUGGUCAUCACAGAUGGUCAUGUGACAGGAAACCCAUGUGGAGGCAUCAAAGUGGCAGCAGAGAAAGCUCGCGACGAAGGCAUUCGCAUCUUUGUUGUGGCAGCUUCAAAGAACGUGGAUGAGAAUGGACUGAAGGAGAUCGCCAAUUCACCAGCAGCAGUCUACAGGAAUGAAUUCAUGGCUGUGGAUUUGAGCCAGGGGAGGGCGAUAAUUCAGGACAAAACAAUAGACCGCAUCAUUAAAACUAUGAAACAUUUGGCCUACACUGAGUGCUACAGCGUGUCCUGUCUGGAGACGCCUGGACCUCCUGGUCCAAAAGGCCACAGAGGACAAAAAGGAGCAAAAGGAGACAAUGGAGAACCAGGGCUAAAGGGAGAAAGGGGUCGCCCAGGAGAUCCUGGUAUUGAGGGUCCCAUUGGUCAGCCCGGUAUCAAAGGAGAACCUGGUCUAAAAGGCGAUAAGGGAGAGAUGGGAGCUCAGGGGAAGAAGGGCGCAGAUGGUGAAAAAGGACGUGAUGGAAGAGAUGGACAAAAGGGUAAAAUGGGACGCAUUGGCGCACCUGGCUGCAAAGGAGACCCAGGCGACAGAGGUGCUGAUGGUUAUCCUGGAGAUGUGGGUGAGCGUGGUCCUCCUGGAACUGAAGGAGAGAAGGGAGAUUCUGGUCGACCUGGGAGAUCUGGCCCACUUGGAGAGGCAGGAGAUUCUGGACCAGAGGGGGAGAGAGGAAAUCCUGGAUCACCCGGCCCCCCUGGACAAAAAGGACCUAAGGGGGCUCCUGGACUAGCUGGGCCCAGAGGAGAGCCAGGAAGAAGAGGGGACUCUGGGCCAAAGGGCGCUCAGGGGCCAGCAGGUCCUGCAGGUGAACAGGGUGAAACAGGACCAGAGGGUUUGAGAGGAUUCCCCGGUGACCCUGGAACUCAAGGGCAAAAGGGAGAUUCAGGUUUGCCUGGACCCAGAGGACCACCUGGGUCCCCUGGAGAGGCUGGACGCAAUGGAACCAGAGGAGAUCCUGGUGAUGCUGGACCACGAGGCGAGCCCGGCCUUGCAGGACCAAAAGGAGAUACUGGAAGACCUGGAUUUAGUUUUCCUGGAUCACGAGGCCCAUCAGGAGAAAAAGGUGAGAAGGGAAACCGAGGACCCCGUGGGAGCAGAGGAGACUGUGGGCAGAAGGGUGAACCAGGCGUUAAAGGUGUUCCAGGAGAACCAGGCGAGCCAGGACCUAGCGGUGAACCUGGUCCAAGGGGUCCACGAGGACCGAGUGGUCGUGAUGGGGAUCCUGGCCCUGAGGGAGAUCCUGGUCUGACAGAAUGUGACGUGAUGAAUUACAUCCGAGAGACAUGCGGCUGUUGUGACUGUGAGAAACGUUGUGGAGCCUUGGACAUUGUGUUUGUGAUUGACAGCUCAGAAUCAGUGGGACUUACCAACUUCACUUUAGAGAAAAACUUUGUCAUCAACACCAUAAACAGACUUGGAUCCCUUGCCACAGAUCCCAAUGCAGAGUCAGGCACGCGAGUGGGAGUUGUUCAGUAUAGUCACAGUGGGACCUUCCAGGCCAUCCGUCUUGACGACCCCAAGAUUGAUUCAUUAUCAAAGUUUAAGGAUGCAGUAAAGCGUUUGGAGUGGAUUGCUGGAGGAACCUGGACUCCCUCUGCUCUGAAAUAUGCCUAUGACAACCUGAUCCGGGACAGCCGAAGAGCCAAAGCCAAUGUCACUGUGGUGGUGAUCACAGAUGGGCGCUUUGACCCCAGAGACAAUGACACACUGCUCACUUACCUGUGCAGUGACUCACGUGUUGACGUGAGCGCUAUUGGCAUUGGAGACAUGUUUGACCAAGUCGAGGAGAAUGAGAUCCUGAAGAGUAUUGCCUGUCAGAGGGAUGGCAGGGUCCUGGGCAUGAGGCGUUUUGCUGACCUCGUGGCUGAAGAGUUCAUCGACAAGAUUGAGACAGUCCUCUGCCCUGAUCCUGUUGUGGUGUGUCCUGAACUACCUUGUAAAUCAGAGCCAGCUGUUGCCAGUUGUGUCCAGAGGCCUGUGGAUAUAGUGUUCCUGUUGGACGGCUCAGAGAGGAUGGGUCUGGAGAACCACCGUCACGCCAAAGAGUUCAUCGAGAACGUGGCUCGCCGCCUGACUUUGGCUAAUGGUCCUUCAGACGAGAAGAACGCCCGUGUGGCUCUCCUGCAGUAUGGCAGCCCCACGGAGCAGAGAGUGGAGUUUGCCCUCAAACACAACCUCACUGAGAUCGCUGAUUCACUGGCUGCUGUCAAGUACAUGGACUCCUCCUCUGCUCUGGGCAGUGCCAUCAUCUAUGCAGUCAACAACCUAGUUCUCUCUCAGCGAGAUCGUGUGGCUCGACGUAAUGCUGAAGUGGCUUUUGUUUUCAUCACUGAUGGCAUCACUUCAACUGAGCAACUGGAGGAGGGUGUGUCAGCCAUGAGGAGGGCAGAGGGUGUUCCCACGGUGAUCGCCAUGGGCUCAGACACAGAUGAGGAAGUGCUGAGAAAGGUGGCGCUUGGAGACAUGACAGCUAUUUUCAGAGGAUCCGACUAUUCCAUGCUGAACAAACCAGCAUUUUUUGAGCGGUUCUUCCGCUGGAUAUGCUAGUGGAUAUGCUAGGCCUGUAAUGCUUACCACCACAGUAACUAUCCAUAGGACAGGCCCAGCACCAGUGUUACUGUACAGUUAAGAUUUUACCAGAUGGGAGGCACUGGGUUACUGCUGAAAGGUAAUUUCAAUCCAACUAGUCCAUGUACAUGAAAAGACACACACAAACUGCAUAGUUCAGUGUUCUGUUCAUCCCAUGAACAACCAAAGACUCCCCACCCAAAGACAUCAACACUGUCCUAAAGGAGGUCUAUGAUUAUUGAAUGUGUAACUUGGGGCUUUAUUUUGUUCUCAUUUAGUUUCCAUUUCCAAAAAGGUUUUUCACUGUUUGUCAUGUAAGUCAGUAUAUUCAUUAAAGGUGCUAAAAAGGAGAAAGCCAUGUGACUGGUUUUGAAAUGUUUACUCCAUAAAGUAACUACUUAAUAUAGGUUGUUUAUGCUGAAGACGUUUUUUUUCCCAGGGAUACAAGCACAAGCACGCCCUACGCCAAAACACGAACAUCUCACAUUUUCACUCAUGCACACUUUUUUCAACAUUCACAAUCACAAAGAAAUGUCAAAUGUACAAUCAGAAUGUACAAAUCCAAAUAAACUCUAACUUGGUGAACCCAAAA
Molecule: messenger RNA, 4031 nt
Organism: Boleophthalmus pectinirostris (great blue-spotted mudskipper)
Lineage: Eukaryota; Metazoa; Chordata; Actinopteri; Gobiiformes; Gobiidae
Gene: col6a2
Product: collagen, type VI, alpha 2
Exons: 33
Coding region: 380-3418 (1012 amino acids)
Source: RefSeq, a predicted model, not a curated record